CCAUUAGCCAUUAGUUCACUAUUCAAGCUUUCACAUUAAUGUCAGGUGUCAGGAUGAAGUCGAAAAAUGUUGCCUUGGUUUUAUUCGCAUUCGUCGUCAUGCAUACGAUUCAAGAGACGACGAGUCAAAGAUGCACAUUUAGUGUGAGGUGUGUGACCUGCAACAUCAAACAAACCUGUAGAAACUUCUGGUUUACAAACAUCCUUCAAAACAUGACCUGCUCCACCAACGUGCCUUACUGUGACCCGGACACAUCAAGUUGUGUGCGAACACCACCAGUAUCUUGUCGACCGACUUCAACUACUACUAUACUACCAACUACCGAUGCACCCACCAGUGCACCUACUGCUGCACCUACCGAUGCACCUACUGCUGCACCUACCGAUGCACCUACUGCUGCACCUACCGAUGCACCUACUGCUGCACCUACCGAUGCACCUACUGCUGCACCUACCGAUGCACCUACUGCUGCACCUACAGAUGCACCUACUGCUGGACCUACAGAUGCACCUACUGCUGCACCUACCGAUUCACCUACUGCUUCACCUACCGAUGCACCUACUGCUGCACCUACAUAUGCACCUACUGCUGCACCUACAGAUGCACCUACUGCUGCACCUACAGAUGCACCUACUGCUGCACCUACCGAUUCACCUACUGCUUCACCUACCGAUGCACCUACUGCUGCACCUACAUAUGCACCUACUGCUGCACCUACAGAUGCACCUACUGCUGCACCUACAGAUGCACCUACUGCUGCACCUACAGAUGCACCUACAGAUGCACCUACUGCUGCACCUACUGCUGCACCUACAUAUGCACCUACUGCUGCACCUACAUAUGCACCUACUGCCGCACCUACCGAUUCACCUACUGCUUCACCUACCGAUGCACCUACUGCUGCACCUACAUAUGCACCUACUGCUGCACCUACAGAUGCACCUACCGAUGCACCUACCGAUGCACCUACUGCUGCACCUACCGAUUAA
Messenger RNA from Macrosteles quadrilineatus (aster leafhopper), 989 nucleotides. RefSeq lists its product as uncharacterized. The record is from RefSeq and is a predicted model, not a curated record. The transcript is spliced from 2 exons. Lineage: Eukaryota; Metazoa; Arthropoda; Insecta; Hemiptera; Cicadellidae. Bases 39 to 989 code for a protein of 316 amino acids.